Penaeus monodon (black tiger shrimp) is the source of this 1361-nucleotide messenger RNA. RefSeq names its product aldo-keto reductase family 1 member A1-like. The coding region runs from base 119 to 1099 and encodes 326 amino acids. Gene Ontology annotation, cellular component: cytosol. Gene Ontology annotation, molecular function: aldose reductase (NADPH) activity. The transcript has 10 exons. NCBI's taxonomy places the organism in Eukaryota, Metazoa, Arthropoda, Malacostraca, Decapoda, Penaeidae. The record is from RefSeq and is a predicted model, not a curated record.
ACAAAAAAACUGAACUUCUAAAACAGUGGUGAUCUUGUAUUGCUUCAGACAGCACAACAGCAACAAACGUGUGCUCGACAUACCAGGGUUUACAAAACAGCUUAUAGGCCCAACAACAAUGGGGGACAUGCCUUCCUUAAGCCUUAACUCAGGGUCACAAAUUCCUUUGCUGGGGUUUGGUACCGGGGGCCUGGGACCACUGCGCCAGAUGUCGGACGCAGAAGCCGGGCGAGCGAUCGGCGCCGGGCUGGAGUGCGGCUUCCGGCACCUCGACACGGCCGCCUUCUACACGCCUUCUACAUCCUCGCAAGCCCGCCGGCAGAUUGCAUAUCCGAAAUCACAAGACAUUUCACUGAUCUCCCCGCAGCUUCCACCGACCGGCCUCCAUGAGAGCAAAGUGGAGGCGUGGAUGCUUCGCUCACUGGAACGCCUGAAGCUCUCCUAUGUGGAUCUCUAUCUCAUCCACUUCCCCGUCGCCAUGUUGGGCAACGACGGGGAGGUGGCGCCUCACACGACGGAGGACGGGCGCGUUCGCUUCGACCCCGAGGUCAGCCUGGAGAAGGUCUGGAAGGCGAUGGAGAAGCAGGUGAAGGCAGGUCGGGCCAGAGCCAUCGGUUUAUCCAACUUCAACAGCAACCAGAUUAGCAGGAUUCUCAAAGUAUGCGAGAUCAAACCGGCCGUCCUGCAGAUCGAGGUCAACGCAUACCACCAGCAGCGCCUUCUGCGGGAGUUCUGCGGUCGCCACCAGAUCCCCGUGUGCGGUUAUGCUCCGCUGGGGGCGCCCGGGACCCCCUUUAGCUCGAAGCUCCCGACGCUCAUCGAAGACCCGGCGGUGCUGGCGAUGGCCGGUCGCUACGGACGCUCGCCCGCGCAGGUGCUCCUCCGCUACCUCGUCCAGCAGGAGGUCGGCGCCGUUUUCAAGUCCGCCAACCCGGGGAGGAUGAGGGAGAACAUGCAGAUUUUCGAUUUUUCCCUAAAACCAGAGGACAUGAAGCUCCUUGAUAGCUUGGACCGGGGGAAAGAAGCAAGAAUUUAUACAAUGAAGUCAUUUAUUGGGGUCGACGAGCAGCCUGAGUACCCCUUCAACGCCCCCUUUUGAGGAAAAUGGAAACGCCAAAAUGUGGAGAGGAUGCCCAUUUUCUAUACGAAGUGUCUUCCCAUUUUCUUUUUCUUUCUUAUUUUUCUCACUCCCUUAAUCGUUUCUGUGUCUCAUUUCAUUCCUUCUUUAAGUUCGUUCCAUCUGUUCCUGUCUACUCUUGUUUCCUCCUUUAUGUGUGUGUGAACAUGCGUGGCCGCGCUUGUCUGGGUGUGUGUGCGUAUAUUUCUCUCUCUCUCUCUCUCUCUCUCUCUCUCUCUCUCUC